Gavia stellata (red-throated loon) is the source of this 1118-nucleotide messenger RNA. It is a transcript of the gene WNT11, whose product is annotated as Wnt family member 11. Gene Ontology annotation, cellular component: extracellular region. The record is from RefSeq and is a predicted model, not a curated record. Gene Ontology annotation, biological process: canonical Wnt signaling pathway; cell fate commitment; neuron differentiation. The transcript is spliced from 5 exons. Lineage: Eukaryota; Metazoa; Chordata; Aves; Gaviiformes; Gaviidae. Gene Ontology annotation, molecular function: frizzled binding; cytokine activity. Bases 52 to 1116 code for a protein of 354 amino acids.
UUUCCUUCGGAGAAGCUGAUUUCCUUCAGCAAGUGGGGAACAGUGGAGAAAAUGAAGCCGAGCCCGCGGUUUUUCUUAGCUGUUUUUCUGUCUUUGAUUCUGCAGACGGGGAUUUGCUAUGGGAUAAAAUGGAUAGCUCUGUCCAAGACUCCUUCAGCUUUGGCCCUGAAUCAAACCCAGCACUGCAAGCAGCUCGAAGGCUUGGUGGUUUCCCAGGUGCAGCUGUGCCGCAGCAACCUGGAGCUGAUGCAGACCAUCAUCCAGGCGGCACGGGAAGUGAUAAAGACCUGCCGUAAAACUUUCUCAGACAUGCGGUGGAACUGCUCUUCCAUUGAGCUGGCUCCUAACUACCUGCUGGACUUAGAGAGAGGCACAAGGGAGUCAGCAUUUGUGUAUGCCCUUUCUGCUGCUGCCAUCAGCCACACCAUUGCCAGAGCCUGCACCACCGGGGACCUCCCUGGCUGUUCCUGUGGUCCCAUCCCAGGUGAGACACCUGGACCUGGGUAUCGAUGGGGAGGAUGUGCAGACAACCUCAACUAUGGUCUUAUCAUGGGGUCCAAAUUUUCAGAUGCUCCCAUGAAGAUGAAAAAAUCAGGAUCACAAGCCAAUAAACUGAUGCAUCUGCACAACAGUGAAGUAGGGAGACAGGUCUUGAAAGCCUCUCUUGAAAUGAAAUGUAAGUGCCAUGGAGUUUCUGGGUCAUGCUCUAUCAAGACCUGUUGGAAAGGCCUUCAAGAGCUGCGAGACAUUGCAUUGGACCUCAAAAACAAGUAUUUAUCAGCUACCAAGGUCGUUCACCGGCCCAUGGGCACACGCAAAUACCUCGUGCCAAAGGAUAUUGAUAUCAGGCCGGUUAAAGAAACAGAGCUGAUUUACCUGCAGAGCUCACCCGAUUUCUGCAUGAAGAAUGAGAAAGUGGGUUCGCACGGGACCCAGGACAGGCAAUGCAACAAGACCUCCAACGGGAGCGACAGCUGCGACUUGAUGUGCUGCGGCAGAGGCUACAAUCCCUACAUGGACAAAGUGGUGGAGCGAUGCCACUGCAAGUACCACUGGUGCUGCUACGUGACCUGUAAAAAGUGCGAGAGGACUGUCGAGAGAUAUGUGUGCAAAUGAAA